Molecule: messenger RNA, 4287 nt
Organism: Lineus longissimus
Lineage: Eukaryota; Metazoa; Nemertea; Pilidiophora; Heteronemertea; Lineidae
Product: F-box/WD repeat-containing protein 4-like
Exons: 7
Coding region: 149-1330 (393 amino acids)
Biological process (GO): SCF-dependent proteasomal ubiquitin-dependent protein catabolic process
Cellular component (GO): SCF ubiquitin ligase complex
Molecular function (GO): protein binding
Source: RefSeq, a predicted model, not a curated record
UUACAAUUUCGCAAUUUUGAUUAUUUCAACAUUUUAUUUUGACUAUAAAUACAUACAAUGAUACAACAGCGGAAGAAGAUCACACAGAGUUGUUCUUUCCGUUUUAUUCCUUCAUUUAAUCGCAAGGUCGGCGGCUUCACCCAGAGACAUGACUCUGGGAACCGACCGAGAAGGCGAGGCCCUGGAAAUUUUGGAAUUUCCUGAAGUCGUCUUGAUCCAAAUCCUGUCAUAUUUUGACGCGUCAACACUCGGCAAACUCAGCCAGGUCUGCCGAUUCUUUAACAGAUUUAUCACACAAGACAGAGUAUGGAAGAGAUUUUAUUCUCAGCAGACAAUUUACACCAGUUAUUGCGGAAGACCUGGGUCCUCAUCAUGCCGAAAGCUCAAGGACAAAUGCCGUGUUGGCUUGAACUGGAAGAGAGGAAACUUCCACGAGGUGCGACUGACAAGUACAACAAGGCAGAUGCCAUGGCUGCAGAUCGUGGGCGACCAGAUAUACGUCAGCCACAACAAUUUGAUCCACUGCUACAGGCUGACCAAGAAGGGGACGUUGCAGCAGCUGAUGAACCGCACGCUGAACGGACAUACGGAAGAUGUGUCGCGGUUCAUCUGUAAAGAUGAUAAGAUUGUCAGUGGAUGUGUGGGUAACUAUAUCUGUGGCUUCAACCUGAGGACAGGUACUCGACUAUUCAAGGUGGAAUCCUGUCACAACUCCGACAUCACAGAUGUGGACUUCUACAAUAGUUUUGUGGUGUCGGGGUCCAAGGAUAGCACAGUUAAGCUGUGGAACAUGGGAGAUGAUAAAUUAGAGGCAAAGUCCACCAUCAAUGUCAACGACAGGGUGUGGUCAGUGGCCAUUAGCCCGAAUGGCAGUAUGUUCGUCACCGGCACAGCGGGGUUGAAUGGCGUCCCCCCUCUGAGGGUCUGGGACAUCAACAGAGCAGAGAUGGUUUGUCCUCUGGAAGAUAUCCCCCGGAACGGAGCCGGGAUCCUCGAUCUACAGUUCGAGACGCCGCACACCCUCCUGUCGUGUGGAUAUGAUACCUAUAUUAGGUUGUGGGAUAUGAGGGUUAAAGCAUGUGUUCAAAAAUGGGAAGAACCGUUUGACCAGACUGUAUACUGCACCCAGCGUUACGGAGAAUACGCAAUACUAAGCGGAACGGCCCGAUACGGGAUGGCGCGAUUAUGGGACAAGAGAAUGUCGCACCCGAUUCAGAUGUACUACCCAAAGAGGGCGACGAGUCCAGUGUAUUCACUGGCGUGUACAUCUUCGUAUCUCUACCUGGCCUUAGAUCGUGGGAUUCACAUGUUGGAUUUUACGAUCCAUUAGGGGUAACGCCCUAGAUAGUAUAUUAAAGAAUUUUGACAAAAUUUUAAGACUAUAGGUUAUACCUGUUUCCACUUUCCACAUAAUCAAUUAACCUUUUUGGCACCAGACAUAUUAUGAUCAAUUCAGCCAACUCGACCGCAAAAGAAUUCAGCGCGGAAUAAUUUCACAGGACCAUAUACAAUGUGUUCCAAGGAGGACCACGAGUAACACCGAAGACAGUUUUAGUUCCUAACCUGGCCGUUAGAUGGCGCAGGAGUGGCAGGGGUUGGAGCAGUACGGCACAAAACAAGGCAGCAGUAUUGGGCAUUACGGCACCAAAGGGUUAACUUACCAAAAAAAUGCUGUGGUGACAUUGCUCUUGGUGAUUAAAGGGUGAAGAGAUUGCAUAUUUUUAUCAAACUUUUUUGUGCGAACAUAGCUGUGUAAGAUGAGUUGUCAAUAGGAGUACGCCGUUCGUAAUUGCUGGUGGUCCAGGAAAAUAGAGAGACAGUUAUACACAGUGCUGUAGUGCAAUUAUUACGCAUACAAAUUUGCUGCAACUGGGUAAUUAUAGUAUUUGUAUAUCUGUCUACAAAAUGGAAUUUUUUUAUAUUUAUACAUGUAUUCAGUACCAAUUUGAAAUGUUCAAAUUCAAUUACAAAUCUCCCAAUAUUUAACGAACGGCGUGGGCCUUUUUCUUAAGGGAUAAUCUCAGCUACCGUUAAGUUUUUUACAUUCUAUCAUUGACAAAGUUUCUUCCCUAACUGAACUUCUCUAUUAGGGACACCCUUGGGACUGUUAAGUGCUGUCCUUGAUAGGGAGGUGUCCUGAUUCGUAAGGUCAAAUUGAAAGGAAACACCUAAUUUGGGACCAGAACUAGUGCCCUUUAUAAUAGAGAGGUGUAUCACUGUACUUGAUAUGCCUACAUUUGGUUAGGCUUGAAUACGGUCCCGGUCUUGAAGCUAGGGGAUGGGCUUAUGGUAUGUAAACAAGAAAAUGCCAGAUUAAGUUUUUGAAUUGUGAUUAUUUUAAGAGAUCUCGUAAUUUGGAAAUAUUGUAAAAAGGUUUUUGUCCAUUCGUAAACGUUGUGUCCGAAUCUUUUGGGGCUCUGGAACGGGAAUUAAUGGUCGGAGUUCUUUGAUGUUUGUUUUUUAUUAAUAUUUGCCUAAAACCAAACAGGAUUAUAGGGGUUCAGAAAUAGAUUGGUCGAGAAGUAAAAUAUACAGAGUGGAAAAUGUCUGAAUUUAAUGCAGUACAUCAAUGUACACAGAUGCAUACAAAAAAGUUUAUUUCGCUACAAUGGUUACAAAAACGAAAAAAUCCUGUUUGGUUUUGAGGCGAAGACCGAUAAAAACCAAGUUUCAAAGAAAUCCGACUAGUAUAGGUCACCCUCCAGAGCCCCAAACGAUGCGGACAUUGGAAUUAAGAACGGACUAUAACAGUCGAUUCUGUAAACAGUCAUCAUAGACAUUUUAGUUUUGAAGCUGUAUUUACACUGAACAGCUAAUUAGUUUUUGGUUUUACAAGUUUUGUAUAUUUUGUUCCAAAGUUCUGAUCUUUUCUGUUUGUUUGACCAAGGUUUGAGGAUUAGGCAGCCCUGGAAUCGAUGUAUAACUGUAAACUGCUAAAUCUUCAUUGGCAUUUUAUUUCUGAAAAUCGCGAGAGAAUAAAAUUUAUUGGAAAAACCAGAGGAAAUUUCAUAAUCUGCCAAUAAAAAUGGUGAAAAUUUUCCUAUUUUCAGAUCUUUUUGCUAAUCGCUAGAAUAAACUCAUGGCGUGAAGAUUUAGGGGUUUAUAGUAAUUGUAACAACGAUUCUUCUGGUGUACAUGUAGAGUUGAAAAACGUUUUCUUCUGUUAGUUGAUUUUAAUGAUAUUUUAUUUGAAGAUGUUGGAUGAUUUAUAGAACCUGUUUAUAAUACAGUGAUAUGAUAGGUUGAAUUUAUGAUGGGGUUCAAGCUUACACUGUGUGAUUAAUAAAAAGGGUCUUUCGGGCCCUGGGUGCAGAAAUGAUGCUGAGAGAGGGCUCUAAACCCUGGUAAAUUGGAGAAGUUUUAUGAUUAUUAGUUCACUGCUAGGGGGUAAUUUGGGGUUUUGGAAGAAAAUUGGGCUCGGGAAUCUUGCCUUUCUUGUUUCAUUCACAUCUAAAUGAGCAGUGUGGCAGUGUUAAGUUUCACUAGAGUCUACUUGUGUAUUGGAGGCAAUGCUAAGUUUCAAUAACAUGUACAUGUGUAGUGGAGGCAAUGUUAAGUUUCAAUAACAGGUACAUGUGUAGUGGAGGCAAGGUUAAAUUUCACUGACAUCUACAUGUGUAGUGGAGGCAAUGUUAAGUUUCAAUAACUUGUACAUGUGUAGUGGAAGCAAUGUUAAGUUUCACUGGCAUCUACAUGUGUAGUGGAGGCAAUGUUAAGUUUCACUGACAUCUAUAUGUGUAGUGGAGGGAAUGCAAAGUUUCAAUAACAUGUACAUGUGUCGUGGAAGCAAUGCUUAGCUUCACUGACAUUGAUUUUUGUGGUGGCGACAAUGUUAAGUUUCACUAACAUCUGCAUGUGUAGUGGAGGCAAUGUUAAGUUUCACUGACAUCGACAGUAAACCUCUAUAUUGAGGGCACCCUCGGGACUGACAAGUGCUAAGUACUUAAUAGGGAGGUGUCCUGAUAAGAGAGGUCAAAUUGAAUGGAAACACUCAAUUUGGGACCAAAACUUAUCAUGUCCUCAGUUGAGUGGUGUCCGCUAAUGAAGGUUCCACUGUUCUUGUGUUGUGGUGGCAAUUCUACAGUAAAAGUUUCACAUCUACAGGGUAUUUUCCCUCACACAAUGGAUACACAAUAGAAUUCUAUUGUGCAAGGGAAAAUAAUUCUGGGCCACCCUUUAUAUGUACAGUGUAGGUGUGUAAUAGAGCGUCUUAAGUUACACUAACAUCUAUCUAAAUACUAUGUGUUGCACUGACAAAUCUCUGCAAUAAACCUUUUUGUUGACUUA